Dendrobium catenatum is the source of this 825-nucleotide messenger RNA. RefSeq lists its product as uncharacterized. Gene Ontology annotation, biological process: proteolysis. Gene Ontology annotation, molecular function: aspartic-type endopeptidase activity; nucleic acid binding; zinc ion binding. The transcript is spliced from 3 exons. The coding region runs from base 1 to 825 and encodes 274 amino acids. The record is from RefSeq and is a predicted model, not a curated record. Lineage: Eukaryota; Viridiplantae; Streptophyta; Magnoliopsida; Asparagales; Orchidaceae.
AUGGUGAGGCAGAAUGCUGAUGGAUGGGCCAACAGGAGGAGAAAUUUCAAGUAUUUCGAUCAUGGUUUGUACCCCUUCUACAAGACAGGAAAUGCAGGAGACUUUUCUGAGGUUGGUUCAGGGGAGCAGAACAGUUAUGCAGUACGAGGCAGAGUUUACUACUUUGGCCAGAUAUGCUCCGUAGUUGUCAGUGGGACACCUGUGUACCAAACUUGUGGACGAAGACAUUUUGGCCAGCGUUACAGGGUAACUGGUCAAUGUUUUAGAUGUGGUCAGCCAGGACAUCAGAUUGCAGAGUGUCCACAAGCUGGAUUUGAUAGACGACAUGAGUCUAGAUCUGAGAGUUUUGCUAGAUCAGCAGGAAGACUGAGGAUAGUUCCUCCACGCACUAUUUUUGAAGGUUCAUCUGGUAGAGCUGGUGGUUCGGGUUCUAUAGCUAGGAGACCACCUAGUAGUGAUCAGAGGGAGUCUGGUAGUUCCGUAGCUCCAGCUCCAGUUCAGUCACGUGUAUAUAGUUUGAAUCAGCAAGAGGCUCGAGAUGCUCCGGAUGUGGUGACAGGUAUGGUUUACAUUUCUGAAUAUCCUUGUCGUGUUUUGUUUGAUUCUGGAGCGAGUCACUCAUUUAUUUCCGAGCGCUGUUUUGAUGCUUUGCAUUUGGAUUUUGUUAUGCUACCGGUUUCUCUUUCUGUUCUUUUACCGAUUGGGAAUAAUUUGAUUGUUCAGAAGUUUUGUUUCUAUGAGAUUAAAAUUUCUGGCAAGAAGUGGAAAUCAUGUUUGAUCUUGUUGCUGAUUUCUUCGUAUGACGUGAUUUUGGGUAUGGAUUAG